UAAUUCACAUGUGGAUGAAUAAAUUAUGUCAGAAUCUUUAUAUUUUUUGUGAACUAUCUAUAGCCAUGUUGUGCAUUCUCAACACUGUUCACUGCCUGGAUUUACUUGAAAUGGUAUACACAUGGAGGCUAAGGUCAACCUGAAUAUUCCUUUGUGGAAUGAGGAAGUAAAACUGGUUCUGUGGCAUGAAAGUCGUUUCGAUGAAACUUUUUAAAAGCUGCUACAAUAAUGCACUCUUGCAAGACAACAAUCCAUAAUCAUGAUUCAAUGUAAACACAUCUACUCCAAGGGUGUUUAGUAAAUCAACUGAGCUUGUUAAGUGAUGUAUGAAGACUUCUAACUCUUGUAACAUGUUUUUUUUUUUUUUAUACCGUUUGAAUUCUGAGAGCCCCUUAGGGAGGUGCUACUGUAGGGUAUCAAAUAUCACCAAUAACACAGACACUGCUACCUGUGAACACUGUAAAUGGGCCAAGGGUGAAAAAGUAAAAUAUCAAUCAAAUAUCUUUUAUUCACCAUUUCCCAGACACUUAUAUAUUUGGUGUCUCAUCAAGUUUGCAAACUGCAAAUUAGGUUCAGUUUCUCAAAGAGACAUUAAAGGAAUGGUUGACCCAAAAAUGGAAAUUAACUCACUCAUUUACUCACCAUCCUAGUCUAGAUGUGUUUGUCAGCACAACACGAACAAAGAUUUUAAGAAGAUUAUUUCAGCACUGUAGGUAUUUACAAUGCAAGUCAACAGGGUCCAAAACUUUGAAGCUCAAAAUUCACAGAAACGCAGCAUAAAAGUAUAUAAUUAAGUAUUUAAGUAAUUUUUACUGUAAAUUCUCCUCUUGCUCAGUAGGUGGCAAUAUGCAUAAAGAAUGCGAAUCACCAAAAACAAAAGAAGUAGGACGCUUAGGAGAUACGCACUUAUGAUGGCUAUUUGAAAGUGGAGAUUUAUAGUAAAAAAAGGACAAAUAUUAAUCUGUUUCUCACCCACACCUAUCAUAUUGCUUUUGAAGAUAUGAAUUUAACCACUGGAUUUGUUUGGGUUACUUUUAUGCUGCCUUUAUGUCCAUUUGGAGCUUUAAAGUUCUGGCCACCAUUCACUUGCAUUGUAUGGACCUACAAAGCUGAAAUAUUCAUCUAAAUAUCUUCAUUUGUGUUUAGCUGAAGACAGACAUUCCGACACAUCUGAUAGCCCACGUACAUCACCCAGACAUCUAUUUGAUAUGUGUGUUUACAAGACUUAUUUUUUAAGUUGUUUGCUCUACUGCAAUACAUCUAUAAUACGUUUACUCCUGGACGUCAAUAAGACAUUCAGCAGAUGUCUUUUGAGACAUUUAUGAUUAAGACUGUAAAUCUGAUCUUUUAAAGAUGUUUAGCAGAUGUUUAUUAGAUGUGAACUUUCCAGAUGAAACUAUCUAAAACAGACAUCUCAGAGAUGUACAUGUGCUAUCUGGGUGUAUAAAUGAUGAGAUAACUUUCAUUUUUGGGUGAACUAUUCCUUUAAAUAUUAAACCCUUAUACAUCUUAUUCAGAGUAACACCAUGUUUGAUUUUUGACGGGAAAGAAAACGAGGUUGUGAGGGACUAGAGUCUCUUCAAUUAAUUAACCUGCUCUGUGUAAACUCAGAUCACAUUUAAUUUUCAUAACUUGCAUUUUCUACAUCACUGAACAACAGUUGCCUACAACAGCCCCUCACAGCCUCGUUUUCAUACCCGUCAAACACUGAAUGAAGUCUGUUUGUUUAUAAGGGUUGAAGGGGCACAUAUAGCUCCUCCUUAGUCAGAUGGGCGGGCAGAAUUGGAGACGUUUCGCUGUGCUUGUUUUACCUGACUGGAGACGGAAAUGGCAUGACAGAUUGAUUAAAUUCCAAGCGCGAGAUUGUUAAAUACUAUUAACGAUUAAUCGACUCAGUUUUUCAUCUUUGCAGCAAGACUUUAAGGAUAAUUGUUUACGUUUGUAUUCCACUCUGAGGAAGUUGAGGCAUUAGUAUGCCAGGUUUAGAUUAUAAGUUUCUGGAGCGACCGAGGAGGAGGUUUCUUUGCCUUCUGUGUAGCAAGCCGAUGAGGGAACCGGUGCAGGUGUCCACCUGCGGUCAUAGAUUCUGUGACACCUGUCUGCAGGAAUAUCUCAGUGAAGGAGUGUUCAAGUGCCCAGAGGACCAGCUGCCACUAGAUUAUGCCAAAAUUUUUCCAGAUGUGGAGCUGGAACAGCUGAUUCUUGCUAUGCCCAUCCGCUGCAUCCACAGUGAAGAGGGCUGCCGAUGGACUGCACAGAACAAGCUGCUCCAGGCCCAUUUGUCAGUGUGUGAGUUUAAUGUGGUGUCGUGUCCAAACCGCUGCUCUGAGAAGUUGUUUCGCCGAGAACUGCCUGAGCACCUUCAGCAUGAUUGUGUUAAGAGGAAGCUCCACUGUGAACACUGUGGUGAAAAAUUCACUGGCGAGGCAUAUGAGAGUCACCAGGGUGUUUGUCCAGAGGAAAGUGUGUACUGUGAGAAUAAAUGCGGUGCUCGUAUGGUGCGUAGACUGUUGACCCAGCAUUCUGUAUCUGAAUGCACUAAGCGAAAACUGCCCUGCAGAUACUGCAGGAAAGAGUUCCUCUAUGACACUAUUCAGCAUCAUCAGCAACAGUGUCCACGCUUUCCUGUGCAGUGUCCUAACAGGUGCGGCACACCUCGAAUCACCCGAGAUAAUUUAAUGGCACAUAUAAAGGAAGGGUGCAGCACUGCAAUGGUGCUUUGCCCAUUCAAGGAGGCGGGCUGCAAACAUAGGUGCCCUAAGACUGCAGUGGCACGGCACCUUGAGGAGGCCGCCCACUCCCACCUCUCUCUGCUGUGUGGUCUGGUGAACCGCCAGAGACUGGAGCUCAGGGAACUCUGGCGUGGGGUUGAAGAACUGUCUGGAAGCCGAGAUGGCACGCUGCUGUGGAAGCUAACCGACUACAGCCAACGACUGCUGGAGGCCAAGAGCAGAACCGAUGGAAGUUUGGAACUGUUUAGUCCCACGUUCUAUUCCCAUAACUAUGGUUACCGUCUGCAAGUGUCCGCCUUCCCCAAUGGAAACGGCAGUGGCGAGGGCUUACAUCUUUCAGUCUAUAUUCGUAUUCUACCAGGAGAGUAUGAUGGGCUGCUGGAGUGGCCUUUCCCUUACCGUGUUACCUUCUCGCUACUGGAUCAGAGUGACCCAGCACUCACCAAACCACUGCAUGUCACAGAGAGCUUCAGCCCAGAUCCCACCUGGAAAAAUUUCCAGAGGCCGCGGCCUGGAGCUCUGGGAAGUGUUCGUGGGGGUUGUCUAGAUGAGAGCAUGUUGGGGUUUGGCUACCCGAAGUUCAUCUCCCAUGAGGAGAUGAAAAAAAGGAACUAUAUCAGAGACAAUGCUAUCUUCAUUAAAGCCUCCAUAGAUGUGAUCCAAAAGAUAAUAAACUGAACUGAGGUGCAGGCAGUUCUGGAAUGGGCCUGAUUCUCAUUAGCUCACUCUUUCAUUUUUGACAGAAAUGACAACAAGCACAGGUGUCAUUGACGGGUGGAACAUGUCCCUAACACUUUUUGCCUAGAAAAAUUUGUCCCUACCACUUUUUAAAAUAGCUUUACAUAAGUAUGUGUCUAAUAGAGGAAACAUCUCCAGUUCUUGAGCAGGAGUUUCCAUUUCAUUUGUGUGUGUUAUAAUAAGUGGCAUUCCAGCACUGGAGGUUUUCAUUACUUUAUAAUGAAUGCUUGUUACGGCUGAUAUCAGUGGCAUUCUUUCCAGUUAAAUCGAAAAGCAAAAUACAAACAAACGUGAUCAUAUAUCCACUGACUAACAAAAUCCCAGUACUGAUGGUGUUAGAUGUGCAGAUCAAGUUAUCCAAUUAAUAUAUGUGAAUUGAUAAUUAAAAACCAGUAUUUAUCCAUUUGUGAUGUCACAACACCAACUAUCCCCACCACUUUUACAACUAAGUGAUGCCCAUGACAACAAGCCUGUGAGGUAUAUAUUUCAGUCUCUUUAAUGGGUUGUACUGUUGUUUAAAGUGUUUUGGAUAGUUCUGCUGAUGAAACAUUGAAAAACAUCUUGCAGAUACAUAAAAAAAAGCUUUACACAGUGAGUCCCACUGAAAAGACUGUAAAGUAAGUCUAUCCCUCACAGCAUUGUUUUCAUUCACAUCAAUAAUCAAACAUGGCACUACUGUGAAGAAGGUCUAAAAUCCUUAAUGUUAAAGAAUGUGAAUAUAUAGCUCUAAAUGGCUUUUUGGUUUUACUCUAAAUGAGUAUUAAAAUCCUUGCAUCACCUUAUUAUAUUUAAAUAUAAAAAGGGUGCUUUACCACAGCUGAAGGAUAUUUAGGUACUGAAGGAUAACAUGUCUUUAACAAAUUUUCAUUGUAAUUUGGUUGUUUUUGAAUAAG
Xyrauchen texanus (razorback sucker) is the source of this 4363-nucleotide messenger RNA. Its product is annotated as TNF receptor-associated factor 4-like. The record is from RefSeq and is a predicted model, not a curated record. Gene Ontology annotation, cellular component: plasma membrane signaling receptor complex. Gene Ontology annotation, biological process: regulation of canonical NF-kappaB signal transduction; positive regulation of JNK cascade; regulation of apoptotic process. Gene Ontology annotation, molecular function: protein binding; zinc ion binding. The transcript has 7 exons. Lineage: Eukaryota; Metazoa; Chordata; Actinopteri; Cypriniformes; Catostomidae. The coding region runs from base 1974 to 3410 and encodes 478 amino acids.